AUGUCGAUAGAUAAUGUUAAGAUUCUUUCGCAUGUUAGGGAAAUUGAUACAAUUGAGAUAUAUUACUUGUUUGAAGAACAGUUUAUGAAAGGUGUAUCAUGCUAUCAUGAGUGUGUGAUGUUGAAAGAUGGUGUGUUUAAGUAUCAUGUUUGGAGGCCUGAUGAUAUUAUUAGGCAUGAAGUGAACCUUAACAAUAGACAACUGGAUAUUGGAUGUAGUUGCAAGUUGUUCACUGAGAUGGGGAUUCUAUAUUGUCAUUGUUUACGCAUUCUAAAUGUGCACUGUGUGUCUGAAGUUCCUGAGAAAUAUAUUUUGAAGAGGUGGACAAAAAAAGUCGUUGAAGAUGAUAAUUUUGAUAUAAUGCCCAAAGCUGAUAGUGGUAAUGUUGCAUCCUCUGUUCGGAUCUUAGAAAUCACUAGAAAAUUCCAUAGGCUUGCUGUUUAUUGUCAAGAAAACAACGAAGGACGGAAAAACUGUGAACAAGCAGUUGCAGAUGCCAAGAGAAGAGUUGAAGCUGACUGUGGUGCUAUUUUAUUUGAAGAUUGUGAUAUAGGAUCAUCAAGUGCUGUUAUAAAGGAUCCAUCAACCAGGCGGAUAAAAGGGUUGCGAAUUAAGAGGGUGAGUAGUGUUAUUUCAAAGAAAUAUAACAAAGGAAGGGGACGAGAGCAUCUUGCACAUAUGGUUGCUUCCAAAAUAAAAUCAGCUGUUCAGUCUCAAGUUGAGGAUGAUAUUUCUAAUAUUGCUGGAGAUGGUUAUCUUGUGCCUCCAAGUUCUGGAACUUCUAAUUUUUGUCAUGUUAGGCCAAUGACAAAGUAUGGAUGA
Molecule: messenger RNA, 822 nt
Organism: Ipomoea nil (Japanese morning glory)
Lineage: Eukaryota; Viridiplantae; Streptophyta; Magnoliopsida; Solanales; Convolvulaceae
Exons: 1
Coding region: 1-822 (273 amino acids)
Biological process (GO): regulation of DNA-templated transcription
Source: RefSeq, a predicted model, not a curated record